AUGAGAUAUAGUCGUACCCAGUCAACUGCUGCAGAAGGACAAGUAGCUCGUUGUACCAGCGGCAAUCCUCUUCUCGGCACCAAUGACCCCGGCUCUUCGUGUCAGGGGAACCUCGAGAUCAUUAGAUUCAGAGGUGCUCAGGAAGCAGUUCGCUCAGUCAGCCGAGGCUUGCGAAACGUCGUAUUGGCAAUCGUGGACAGCGGAGUUGAUGUAUCCCACCCGGAUCUGAUCAAUCAGUUCUGGAAAAAUCCAGACGAUGGUUCUAUCGGGUUUAACUUCCUAGAUGGUAAUACCAACGUUAAUGAUGAGAACGGCCACGGCACUCACGUUGCUGGAAUAGCUGGCGCUCAGACUAAUAAUAGUAUUGGUAUCGCUGGUGUUGCAGACGUGAAACUCAUGAUCCUGAAAUUCAUGGGUAGUGAUGGCAAAGGUCCUCUCAGUGGCGCAUUGAAUGCUCUCGAUUAUGCAGUCGGGAUGGGUGCUGCAGUGUCCUCACAUUCGUAUGGCGGUAAUGUGCCAAGCCGGAUCUUCGAAAAUGCAAUCCGGAAUGCUGCUAACGCUGGCCAUAUUGUGGUUGCUGCUUCUGGGAAUGAAGGAAUGAACCUGGACGAGACCCCAACCUAUCCUUGCUCGUACUCAAGGUCGAUUCCUUCUAUGCUCUGCGUUGGCGCGAGUUCUUCGACACCGACCUCGCCUGUAUCCCUCGCCUCCUUCUCGAACAUCGGUUCUGUGGUUGGUGUUGUCGCCCCUGGCGUGAAUAUCCUUUCGACGUACCUCUCGGGCUCGUACGCUUUUCUCAGUGGUACAUCGAUGGCUACGCCUCAAGUUGCGGGUGUUGCGGCCGUGCUUGCCACAUUGGGCUUGGCAGGGCAGAGCAUCACUGACUCUAUAACACG
Molecule: messenger RNA, 896 nt
Organism: Perkinsus marinus ATCC 50983
Lineage: Eukaryota; Perkinsozoa; Perkinsida; Perkinsidae
Product: Subtilisin BL, putative
Exons: 1
Biological process (GO): proteolysis
Molecular function (GO): serine-type endopeptidase activity
Source: RefSeq, a predicted model, not a curated record